CAGAGCUCACACUGCUGCACUUCAUCACACACACUGUGCUCCAGCGCAUGCACACACAGCUUCACCUCUGAGAGCCAAUCGCAAAAAAAGACUGAAGAUGGGGAAAAUUAACGGAUGCAUCAAAUGCCUCUUUAUCUUCUUCAAUGUGCUGUUUGCUAUCCUCGGAUGUGUGCUGAUGUACCUGGCGGUGAGGGUCAGCGUCUACAGCGUCAUGUUUUCGCAGAUUGGGGGCCCGAACCUGGUUUGGAUUUGGGUGUUUGCCAUUGGCGUCCUCGGCAUCUCCAUCCUGGGAAUCGUAGCAGCAUGCUGCGAGAAAGAGCUCGUCCUCAAAGUAUUUGCAGGCUUCAUGGGGGUUGGAAUGAUCAUCAUGCUGAUCUUUGGCAUUAUUGUCGUUGUCACAAGGAAUGAGGUCAAAGCAGGUUUUGACAGCGCUGCCUCUGAGUUGGGAAAGACUAUCAUGACCAGCAAUGAUUUGAGAGCUAUGCUUGACUCAUUUCAGCAAAAUGGUCACUGCUGUGGCCUGGGGGGCCCUGCAGACUGGGGUGACACAAUCCCUGAUUCCUGUGAGUGCAGCCCUGGAAUAUAUCGUCCAUUUGGAGAAUCCACAUGUAAAUCCAAACCUCAGGGAGUCAGCAGCCCAAACUCAAUCUAUGCAAAGGGCUGCGGUGAAUUGAUCUUUAUGUAUAUCAACAUCUUCUUCCAGGUCUGCAUGGGCUUCUUCUUUGGAUUUGCUGUCACUGCACUGCUGGGCCUGCUGAUCACCAUCCUGAUGAUUCAUCAGGUCAAACGGUACAACAGUUCCGGAGGAACAUCCAUCGCCAUGAAGGGCUAUUAAAAGAAAACCUUCACCCCUGACCCCUCACCUUUACCUCUGCACUGUAAUAUGAGGACUCAGUGGUCAAUACAAGACCUCUUCUUAUUUGCUUUUUAAUGUCAUUUAUGGUUUCUAAGAGAGGGCAAGCAGGGUGGGCAGGAGAUAGAAGGACGAAGUGGCAUGCUGCAGGAGGAUUUCAUUUUAGGGGUUUUGUGCUGCCUCACAGAAGUUUUUUUUUUACUUUCAGCUUUCUAUUGUAGAGAAUAUCGCUUGAAUAGCAAACAUUUAUUUUUUUGUGAAUUAUUGUAUCGAUUUUGUGUUAUUUGAUGGAAUGCAGUAAUAUACUAGUCUCAUGCAACAGAGACAUAUUGUACACAAGAAGCAGUCACUAUGCUCAACAUUCACCACAUGUGACAUAUCUUUAUUAACCCGAGGAGGUCAUAACAUCCACUGCGUUCAAAAAACAAUAGUGUAAUUGUUUAGCCAACAAUAGCAGUGAUUCAUUUCAGUUUCACUGAGGUUGUGACAAACCAAGGCUCAGGGUUUUCAGAUCUCCCACAAACAGUGAACACCCCACCACUAUUAAAAACAAAAAGUUAUAUAUAUAACUUAUAGUAUACUAUAGGGCUGGGCGAUAUGGAGAAAAUGUCAUGAUAUCUUCGACCAAAUACCUCGAUAUAGAUAUUGCGACGACACUGCAGGGACAACAACUGGUGCCCCCACAAAACAACCACACAAUGAGGUCUGUCUCAUGCAACAGAGACAUACUGUACACAAGAAGCAGUCACUAUGCUCAACAUUCACCACAUGUGACAUAUCUUUAUUAACCCGAGGAGGUCAUAACAUCCACUGCGUUCAAAAAACAAUAGUGUAAUAGUUUAGCCAACAAUAGCAGUGAUUCAUUUCAGUUUCAGUGAGGAUGUGACAAACCAAGGCUCAGGGUUUUCAGAUCUCCCACAAACAGUGAACACCCCACCACCAUUGAAAAAACAAAAAGUUAUAUAUAUAACUUAUAGUAUACUAUAGGGCUGGGCGAUAUGGAGAAAAUGUCAUGAUAUCUUCGACCAAAUACCUCGAUAUAGAUAUUGCGACGACACUGCAGGGACAACAACUGGUGCCCCCACAAAACAUCCACACAAUGAGGUCUGUGAUAAAUAAUCAUACAACAUACGUAAAACGUAACACCAACAUUAAAUUACAAGUACAGGAUUAGAUGCAUGAAGAAACAUAUAUUUUCUUAGAAUGUUGUGCUCUAUUAAAAUAAAUCAACACAUACAUUUCAAAAGCAAUAGAGCACACUUAAAGGAUUAAUUUACCCAACAAUAUAAAUGAAUAUUGUUUUGGGGUAAACUGUUCUUUGAACUCAUCAAAAAUAUAAAAUUAUUAAGGCAAAGUACAACCUGGCCACUUAAAGGUAAAUUCCGAUCCCCGAGACCCAAUCCAAGAAGCCCCAAAGGAUGCUAUCAACAGAGCACCACAACUGGACCGCCGGGCGCUGUGGAGGCUAACAAAGAGGAAAUGGGAGCAGGUAUUUUAUUUUCGUACGGAUUAUUGUUGCAAAUAUGUAUGCAUGUAUGCGAUUAACCUUGUAUUGUCUUCGGGUCAAAUUUGACCCGUUAUCAAAAUGUUUAUCUCAGAAAUAUGUGUUUCUUUUUAACUACCCAUUUUUAAUUACCCAAAUAUAACAUGGAUGGAUAAUCCAAUACAACGCGCUUUGUGAAUUGACCGGUUCUCUUUAAUUGAAUUUUUUCAAUUAAUUAAAUAAUAAAAUUUUUUUUAUGUUUCAGAACAGUA
Molecule: messenger RNA, 2608 nt
Organism: Perca flavescens (yellow perch)
Lineage: Eukaryota; Metazoa; Chordata; Actinopteri; Perciformes; Percidae
Product: 23 kDa integral membrane protein
Exons: 9
Coding region: 98-835 (245 amino acids)
Biological process (GO): regulation of vascular endothelial growth factor signaling pathway
Cellular component (GO): plasma membrane
Source: RefSeq, a predicted model, not a curated record